AUGCUUUUUAUAUUUUUAAUUCUCUUCAUUUCUUCUGAAGCAAGGCAAGUUUAUUUUCAAGGAACAGAGCUACUUUCCGAUGUCAACUAUACUCAGGGCUUUAGUAUUAUUCCAGCUUGCCCACCAACUCCACAAUGUAAUACUGCACCUCGAAGUCGUAUAUAUAAUCCAUUUUCCACCGUUCCUAAUGCUACAGCACCGUGGCAAAUGGUCCAAUGGAAUAGUCACUCCAAUAUUUCAUUGAAUGGCACCUUUAUGAAUGAUAGUCGAAGUCGAGGUAUGCAAUGGUCAACCGAAGAUAAACGUUUCGUUAUUUUUCAAGAUGGUCGUUUACAAAUGUCAGUCAAUGGCUAUCAUGAAUAUAGUGGUAAAUAUAAAGCUCCGGACGCCCCUUGGGUGCAUCUCCUUAUUCAGCAAGACAUUGGAGUUGCUGGUGGUGCCGUACCAUUGAGUGAAGUGACAGAAUUACGAUGGAAUUUAGAUGUUCAACUCUUAUAUAUGAAUCAACAUAUCCAACCAGGUUAUGAUCCGGGUUUACAUGCCGGUAUAUUUCCACUUUAUAUGACCAUUCAAAACUUCAUUUCUGGUGAUCCAGAAUAUGGAAAAUAUUUCUGGUUAGGCCUUUGUCCUUAUGAUGAUCGCGUUCUAAUGAGUCCACUGUAUGUCAAUGGUGAUAAAGGAACAGCUUCGUUGAUAUAUUCGCCAGCAUUUUCCAAUUUUGCCAAUAUGUCUGUGCAUACAGAACGUAUUGUUCAUGUUACAGGCGAUAUGAUGCCAUUCGUUCGACUAGGACUUCAAGCAGCUGUGGAACGUGGUUUUUUACAUUCGACCGAUCUGCGAAAGUAUCAUGUAGGCGCAAUGAAUAUUGGCUGGGAAGUUACAGGAUUAAAUAACGGAACGAUUGAAAUAGGAAACUUCAGUUUGAAACAGUACACUGCUCAGAAUCCGAAAUCGUAUGAAUUCAAUCAGGAUGGCAAUAGAGAAGGAUGGACACCGAAAUCUGCUUCGAAUCAAGAUCUUAGCAGUCCAAAAGAUGGAAAGUGGAUUUUGUCAUCCAUAGAUGGUGAGCAUUUACAGUUAUGGAGUCCUGAAUUGAUGCUUGAUGCAUCGAAAGUGAAGAAAAUAUUCGUCAAUAUGGCAAAUGUCUGUCCAUUAAAUACUUAUUUCCGAUUACUUUGGAGUGAAAAUCAGCAUGGAUUGUUCGAUGAUCAGAAUAGUGUGUCAAUUGAAGUGACAAAUAAUGGAGAGUGGAAAGAAUACGUAGUGGAUUUACCGAUGAAAUCGAAUUGGCAAGGAUUAGUACGUCGACUUCGAAUUGACUCAAUAUGUAAAGAAAACAACACUGAAUUCGGUGUUGAUUAUAUUCGCUUUGCUGGUUAUUAA
Adineta ricciae is the source of this 1383-nucleotide messenger RNA. The record is from the annotation of a GenBank genome assembly. Lineage: Eukaryota; Metazoa; Rotifera; Eurotatoria; Adinetida; Adinetidae.